AUGCCGCCAGCUGAAGGAACCCGCAAACCCAUCGACAUCCUCCUCAUCGAAUCUCCCGUCCAAGCAAUCGACCAUGCGCGGCGCGAGUCCCUCGUGCAAAAAUACAACCUGAACCUCAUCUACUACGACUGCACCACCACCACCCAAUUCAAAGAACGCCUCGCACCGGGCGGCGCAUACAGCGCCAUCACCGCCAUCCUCCGCAACGGGUGGCUAAAGGCCGGCCCCUACGCCUACCACACGCCCUUCUCCGCCGAGUUCAUCCCGCACUUCCCGCCGUCCCUGAAACUCAUCUGCUGCAGCGGCCACGGCCACGAUACAGCUGACAUCCCCGCUCUCACGGCGCGGGGGAUCUGGUACUGCAACACCCCGAAUGCAUGCACGGAGGCCGUGGCGAAUACGGGGCUGGCGCUCGUGCUGGAUAGCUUUCGGUACCUGAGUUAUGCGCAGUGGUGCGCGAGGUACGACUGGAUGGCGAGUCGGGCGUUAGGGCUGAAGGCCGUUGAUCCGAGGGACAAAGUCCUGGGGAUCGUGGGGCUAGGCGACAUCGGGCUGGCCAUUGGCAGGAAGUGCGAGAGCGCGCUGGGGAUGAGGGUUGUAUAUACGGGGCCACGUCGGAAAGUCGAUGCGGAGCGCCAACUUGCCGGCGGCGCGAGGUUCUAUGGCUCUGUCGACGAAAUGAUCCCGCACAUUGACUGUGUUGUUCUCUCUGCGCCGUAUACGCCUGCUACGCACCAUGUGCUUUCGCAUGGGCAGUUUGCGCGCGCGAAGAGCGGCGGGUUGAGGGUUGUGAAUGUUGCGCGCGGUAAGAUGCUGGAUGAGGGUGCGCUGCUUGAGGCGCUUGAGGCUGGGAAGGUCGUUGGUGUUGGACUGGACGUGCAUGAGGACGAGCCGGGGGUUAAUGACCAGCUAAAGGAGAACUGGAUGGUGACGCUGUUGCCGCAUAUCGGGGUCUGCUCGGAGAGUAGUUGGGAGGGGUUUGAGAGCGGGAAUUGGGGGAAUUUGGAGAGCUGGUUGAGGACUGGGAGGCCGGAGACGCCUGUUAAUUGGGUUGGGGGGAAUCAGCAUGAUGAUGAUGAGAAUGAUGAGAAGUCGAUAGUUUCCGAGUUGACGUGA
Messenger RNA from Aspergillus mulundensis, 1116 nucleotides. Its product is annotated as D-mandelate dehydrogenase-like dehydrogenase. Gene Ontology annotation, cellular component: cytosol. Gene Ontology annotation, molecular function: hydroxypyruvate reductase [NAD(P)H] activity; glyoxylate reductase (NADPH) activity; NAD binding. The transcript has a single exon. The record is from RefSeq and is a predicted model, not a curated record. Bases 1 to 1116 code for a protein of 371 amino acids. Lineage: Eukaryota; Fungi; Ascomycota; Eurotiomycetes; Eurotiales; Aspergillaceae.